Apiotrichum porosum is the source of this 5862-nucleotide messenger RNA. It is a transcript of the gene SEC7, whose product is annotated as guanine nucleotide exchange protein for ADP-robosylation factor. The transcript has 3 exons. The record is from RefSeq and is a predicted model, not a curated record. Gene Ontology annotation, molecular function: guanyl-nucleotide exchange factor activity. Gene Ontology annotation, biological process: regulation of ARF protein signal transduction. The coding region runs from base 1 to 5862 and encodes 1953 amino acids. Lineage: Eukaryota; Fungi; Basidiomycota; Tremellomycetes; Trichosporonales; Trichosporonaceae.
AUGGCCUCUGAGGAACCCGACCACACAGCCGCACCAGUCUCGGCUGUUGUGGCCAGCGAUUCGGUCGUCGUCGAGUCUCCCAUUGACACGGCCGAGCAAGCGGCGCCAGUGCCAGUGACCGACGCGCCAGCAACACCAAGCACAGAAGAAAAACACCUUCCCGAUGACCCACAACCCGAGGAAGCUACCCCAGUUACCCCCGAGCUCCCAGUGGAGCCUGUGGCUUCGGACUCACCGGCGGUUCCCUCGUCACCUUCAGAGGAUCCACCUCCACCUCCGCCCAAACCCUUCGCCAGUCCGUCCAAGCCGACGCUGCCGGCUGGUAUCGCUCUGGAAGCUCCCCCGCCUCCAGAGAGCCCUUUGGAGGACGCGGCGGCGACGCUGGAAGACGUCUCUAUCAGCCAGGACGGGACUCCGGCGCGUUCUCCGAGUGUCAACGAGAUGACAACCACCCCUGUGCGCCCAUCGUCGUCCCAGGCCGCGCGACCCCAGCGUGCUCCUUCGGCCAGCAUCUCGUCAUCGCAUUCGGGAUCACCCAUGCCGCGCCCAUUGUCGGCUGUUCACACCGAGCGCUCACUAGCGGGCCACUCGCGCCGCUCCUCGACGUCGACCAGCAUUUCGCUUUCCACCACUGUACACCCCGGUGCCGGCCCUCAACUGUCGGCUGUCCUUAUCACCCCUCCUCUCCAGGUUCUCGUGUCAAGCAAGGAGGCUCGCAAGUCUGCAUCCUUCCUCGCGGCCUCGCAGCGUGCUCUCGACCUCUGUCAGGGGAGUGGCGACGGCAGCAACGCGGCGUACCUGCACCCCCGUGAGAUCUUUGAGCCGCUGCGCCUGGCCAUCUCGAACCCACAGACGACUAGCGUGCCGAUCUUGGUCACCUCGCUCGACCUUCUCGCCAAGCUCGUCUCUCACUCGUUCUUCUCCGAGCCCAACGGCCCUCCUCCGGGCAUGUCUCCGCUCCCCGACCUGAUCACCCACACCAUCACGUUGUCCUACUCGGAGAGCUCGCCACCCCAAGUCGCUCUCCAGGUCGUCAAGGCGCUCAUGGCCAUUGUGCUUAGCACCGACCCUGGCAUGCUCGUUCACCAGAGCAGUCUGCUCAAGGCCGUCCGCACAGUGUACAACGUCUUCCUCCUGUCCAACGACACCAACAACCAGAUUGUUGCGCAGGGCGGUCUCACUCAGAUGGUGCACCACGUGUUUGGUCGUGUUGUGCGUCCGGACGCUCGCGCCUCCAAGCGUGGUAGCGUGUUGAUCAACGGUCGUUCCGCCACUCCCCUCCCUGAGGACGCGAGUGCGCCGCCUACUCCGGCAAACGACGGGCCCAAGAUGACGUUGGCGAGCUUCAACGAGGCCAACCCGAACGACCAUAUCCCGACCGCUCCAGCCGCCCACUUACCGACCGACACGGUCUCCAUUGCAGUUCCGAACGGCGACGCCCUGGACAUUCCAGAUGAGCAGAACGGACACGGUGACGGCGAGAAUGGCGGCGACCUCGACAUCCACGGACGUCCCAUCCCUACCGAGGAGUUGUUCGUCAAGGACGCGUUCCUGGUCUUCCGUGCGCUGUGCAAGCUGAGCAUGAAGGCCCUCGUUACAGAAAGCGAGCUUGACCUGCGCUCGCACGCCAUGCGCUCCAAGCUCCUCUCGCUCCACCUCAUCCUCACCAUUCUCAAGUCGCACGCCGACCUCUUCACCAACCCCCUGGUCACGAUCCCUUCCAACACCAGCGCGGAGAACACACCGUUCCUCCAGGCGACGAAGCAGUACCUGUGCCAGAGCCUGUCGCGUAACGCCGUCAGCCCUGUCAACCAGGUCUUUGAGCUCAGCACUGAGAUCUUUUGGUGUGUCCUCCAGUCGAUGCGUGCGCCGCUCAAGAAGGAGAUUGAGGUGCUCCUCAACGAGAUUUUCCUCCCCAUUCUCGAGAUGCGCCACUCGACUAUCCGCCAGAAAUCGCUCAUCCUUGGCGUUUUCAUCCGCCUUUGUCACGAACCCCAGGCCCUGGUCGAGAUUUACAUCAACUACGACUGCGACCGCGCCGCCCCCGAGAACAUUUACGAAAAGCUUAUGAACAUUGUGUCCAAGAUUGGUCAGACCCACUUUGCUCCCCCAUCCAAGGAGGAGCUCCAUCAGGGCUCGUCCAAGCAAAAGCAGUCGGGUUUAUCGCACGGCCCAUCGAUCCCGCCCUCGCUGAGCACGAUUGCUCUCGGCCACGAGCCGCCGCACUAUGCCGGUCUCCCGCCCGAGAUCAAGCUCCGUCGCCAGUCGCUCGAGUGUCUUGUUGCCGCCCUCAAGUCGCUCGCCGCCUGGUCGAGCUCGAGCUCAACUGCGCGUAAUGCCGAGGAUCCCAAUGCUGCUCGCGCGAGUAUGGACUUGGAGCGGCCAAACUCUAUCAGCGCGUCGACUCUCGAGGUCAACGCCCCCACCCCAUCUCGCGAAGGUGCUCGCAGCACCGUCUCCAACUUUGCGUCUGGCUCGGCCACCCCGGACGCUGGCGAGGACGACGUGACCAAGCUUGAGAGCGCCAAGCAGCGCAAGACGAUGCUCUUGGACGGCAUCAAGAAGUUUAACUUCAAGCCCAAGCGCGGUAUCGAGUAUCUGGUCCAGAACGGCUUCGUCCGCAGCCGUGCUCCCCAGGACGUUGCUCGUUUCCUCCUGGGCAACGAGGGCCUGUCCAAGGCCAUGAUCGGCGAGUACCUCGGCGAAGGCGACGAGGACAACGUUGCCAUCAUGCACGCCUUUGUCGACAUGCUCGACUUUACCGGUGUCCGUUUCACCGCCGCGCUCCGCAUGUUCCUUCAGACGUUCCGACUGCCCGGUGAGGCCCAGAAGAUUGAUCGCUUCAUGCUCAAGUUUGCCGAACGCUACAUGCACCAGAACCCGGGUCUCAUGUUUGCCAAUGCCGACACUGCGUACAUUUUGGCCUUUUCGGUCAUCAUGCUCAACACCGACCAGCACAACAAGAACCUCAAGCAGAAGCGCAUGACCAAGGCCGAGUUUGUCCGCAACAACAAGGGCAUCAACGACGGUCAGGACCUCGGCGAGGAUUUCCUUGGCGAGAUUUACGACGAGAUCCAGACCGACGAGAUCAAGAUGAAGGACGAGGUGGAGGCCGCUCCUCCUGCUGGUCUUGCGACCGUUGGCCGCGACUUGCAGCGCGAGGCAUUCCUCGCCCGCUCGGAGAACAUGGCCAGCAAGACCGAGGCCCUUCUCAAGGGCAUGGCUCGUACGGAGCGCCGCCGCGGCGGACCCGACCACUACUAUGCCGCCUCGCGCAUCGAGCACGUCCGCUUCAUGUUCGAGGUCGCGUGGAUGCCCUUCCUUGCCGGUCUCUCGGGCCAGCUGCAGGAGACGGACGACAUGGACGUUGUCGAGCUGUGCCUGGACGGCCUCCGCGCCGCUAUCCGCAUUGUCUGCCUGUUCGACAUGGAGCUCGAGCGCAACGCGUUCGUCACCACCUUGGCCAAGUUUACCUUCCUCAACAACUUGACCGAGAUGAAGCCCAAGAACAUGGAGGCCAUCAAGUGUCUCCUCGACAUUGCGGUUACCGACGGCAACAACCUCAAGGCCAGCUGGAAGGAUGUCCUCACUUGCGUCUCGCAGCUCGAGCGCAUGCAGCUCAUCUCCAACGGCAUGGACGUUCCCGACCUCAACCGCCGCUCGUCUACUUCCAGCCGUCGCUCAGUCGCCAGCAAGCGUGACAAGAAGCGCCUGGAUGACGAGCUGGCCGAGGAGUCGCGCUCGUCGCAGGUCACUGUCGCAGCCGACAAGGUGUUUUCGCUGUCCCAGAAUCUCUCUGGUUCCGCCAUUGUCGACUUUGUGCAGGCGCUCAGUGAAGUGUCAUGGGAGGAGAUCCAGUCGACGGGCGCCUCCAACCGCCCGCGCAUGUUCUCGCUGCAAAAGCUGGUCGAAAUCUCGUACUACAACAUGGGUCGUAUCCGUCUCGAGUGGUCUGGCAUGUGGAACAUUCUCGGUGAACACUUCAACCAAGUCUGUUGCCACAACAACCCCAACGUCUCGUUCUUUGCCCUCGACGCCCUUCGCCAGCUGGCGAUGAACUUUUUGCAAAAGGAGGAACUGUCUCACUUCCGCUUCCAAAAGGAUUUCCUGCGGCCCUUCGAGUACACCAUUGUGCACAACAUGAACUCGGACGCCCGCGAAAUGGUCCUCCAGUGUCUCCAGCAGAUGAUCCAGGCGCGCGUGCAGAACCUUCGUUCCGGUUGGCGUACCAUGUUUGGCGUCUUUUCGGCCGCCUCCAAGGUCCUCACCGAGCGCGUGUGCAACUAUGCGUUCGAGCUCGUGUCGCUCGUGUACCGCGAGCACUUUUCGCUCGUCGUGCGCUACGGCUCGUUUGCCGAUCUCACCGGCUGCCUGACCGAUUUCUGCAAGGUGUCCAAGUUCCAAAAGAUUUCGCUCCAGUCGAUCGAGAUGGUCCGCGGCCUGGUACCCAAGAUGCUCGAGAACCCAGAGUGUCUCAUCCCGGCCCCUGGCGAGGCUGGCGCCAAGCUUGGUCCCUCGGACGACCCCAUGAUCAAGUACUGGCUGCCUGUUCUCAACGCAUUCUUCGACAUUAUCAUGACAGGCGAGGACCUCGAGGUGCGCCGUGUCGCGCUUGACUGUCUCUUCGAGACACUCAAGAAGCACGGUUCCAGCUUCAGUGUCGAAUUCUGGAACGUCGUCUGCGAGCAGACCCUCUUCCCCAUCUUUGGCGUCCUCCGUGCGAAGAACAACGACUUUAAGAGCGCCGAAGAGAUGAGCGUUUGGCUUUCGACGACCCUCAUCUCGGCUCUCCGCGACCUCGUCGACCUGUACACGUACUACUUUGACGUGCUCGAGCGCUACCUCGCUGGCCUCUUGGACAUCCUCAUUGCGUGCAUUUGUCAGGAAAACGACACUCUGGCACGUAUCGGUACAAGCUGCUUCCAGCAGCUCCUCGAGAGCAAUGUCACCAAGCUCAGUGCUGAGAACUGGGAGAUUAUCGUGUCGGCCUUUGUGCAGCUCUUCCGCACCACCACGGCGUACCAUCUGUUCGACCCUGUGCUCCACUCCGAGGUCUCGGCGCCUGCCGACUAUGUGGACGAGGACGCGCCCUUCCACAAGUUUGUGGCUCCCGCCCCGCUCGAGGCUGUUCCCGACGACCCGCCCGCGCUCGGCCCGACCAUUACGUACGCCGAGCAGCGUCGUAUCUUCAAGCAGAUCAUCGUCAAGUGUGUCCUUCAGUUGCUCCUCAUCGAGACGGCCGACGAGCUCCUGGAGAACAACGACGUGUACAACACCAUCCCUGCCGAGCACCUGCUGCGGUUCAUGGGUGUGCUUGACGACAGCUGGAGCUUUGCUCGCAAGUUCAACGCCAACAAGGACCUGCGUACCCGUCUCUGGAAGGUCGGCUUCAUGAAGCAGCUCCCCAACUUGCUCAAGCAGGAGUCGAGCUCGGCAGCUACGCUCAUCCACGUGCUUCUCCGAAUGUACCGCGACCCCCGUGAGGCGCACAAGGCGCUCCGUGGCGGCGUCCUCGACCGACUCGUGCCCCUCGGCACUGAGAUUACGCGCGACUUCAUCGCCAUUGACGAGCAAACCCAGCCCCGCAAUGUUGCGGCAUGGAGCCCUGUCGUCACGGAGAUUGUCCAGGGAGCAUGUGGCUUUGACCAGGCGGCAUUUGACGAGCACCUGCCUUUGCUCUAUCCUCUUGUCACGGACCUGCUUCGCAGGGACGCGACCACCGACAUGCGGAAUGCCGCGCGGGAAUUCUUUGUUCGUGCCGGACAACGCCUGCUUCCGAUGCUUGCGGCGUCCCAGGUUGGGGAUGCCGUGGCUGAACCACUGGCCGUGGAGGAGAAGGAGAACGGCGAGACUACCGCUUGA